UCUGCAGCAUGCCAACGGACACCAGGAGACAGAGCUCAUCCCUCACCAUGUGAACCCCAAACUCUUCAAUGGAGACGCGUCUCCCGCUGCGCGCACGCGCUCAUCCACGCGCUCACACGGAGACACGGAGGUGCUGCGGCGGACGAUCGUCAUGAUGUGUUUUUGCCGAGCCCCCUCCCUCCUCUCACGGUCAUCAUCAGGCUGAAGGAGCCCGCCAGGAGCCGCUAACCCGUGAUAGAUCAGGAUAGCCCGCGAGGAUAACCCGUGAUAACCUGUCUGAUCUGUAACCGAGCCACCAUGAAGUUCCCCUCCGAGAACCCGCGAAAACCAGGGACCGUGAAUCCCCCACCAGUGGCGGUCCAGACCAAUCUGUUGCCCCCUAAGAAGGUACAGCCUGGCAUGCUUCAGUCCAGUCUGGUCCAGGCCAGCGUGGCCACCAUGCAGAACCCAAUGGGAUGUGCCGUGCCACGGCUAUCUGUCUCUUCGCGCCCACCUAGUGUGGUGGCCAGCAUGGAGGCGGUGGCUGACGGCUCAGCACCCUUCACCAUGAUGAAGCUGAAGACGGUGCUGGCGGUGUUCGUGGUUGUGGUGCUGUACUUAAUGGGAGGGGGACUGGUGUUUCGGGCACUGGAGCAGCCGUUUGAAAACAACCAAAAGAUCACCAUCACAGCAGAGAAGGCUGCCUUCCUCCAAAAACACCCGUGUGUGUCACCAGAUGAGCUGGAGGCACUCAUAAAGCAUUCUGUGGAUGCAGUGAACGCUGGUGUGAGUCCAAUUGGUGACACGUCAUAUAACUCAAGUCACUGGGACUUGGGCAGCUCCUUCUUUUUCGCUGGGACAGUCAUCACUACCAUAGGUUAUGGAAACAUCGCUCCAAGCACAGAAGGUGGGAAGAUCUUCUGCAUCCUGUAUGCCAUAUUUGGUAUUCCUCUGUUUGGCUUCCUGCUGGCGGGUGUUGGUGAUCAGCUGGGAACUAUUUUUGUGAAAAGCAUCGCAAAGGUGGAGAAAAUGUUCAGAAACAAACACAACCAGAUCAGUCAAACAAAGAUCCGUGUGGCCUCCACCUUGCUCUUCAUCCUGGUGGGCUGCAUCCUCUUCGUCACCAUCCCAGCCGUUAUCUUCAAACACAUUGAGGGCUGGUCGGCGCUCGACUCCACCUACUUCGUGGUCAUCACGCUGACAACUGUGGGAAUCGGGGAUUAUGUGGCAGGUGGUGACCGUCGCAUCGAGUACAUGCGGUGGUACCGUCCUCUGGUCUGGUUCUGGAUCCUCGGGGGUUUGGCAUACUUUGCGGCGGUCCUGAAUAUGAUUGGAGACUGGCUGAGGGUUCUGUCCAAGAAGACCAAGGAGGAGGUUGGAGAGAUUAAGGCUCACGCAGCGGAAUGGAAAGCCAACGUUCGAGCAGAGUUCCGGGAGACGCGGCGGCGAAUGAGUGUGGAGGUCCACGACAAGCUUCAGCGUGCUGCCACCAUCCGUAGCAUGGAGCGGCGGCAACUGGGACUGGACCAGCGUGCCGUGUCACUGGAUAUGUUGUCCCCAGAACGGCGGGCCAUCUUCAACAGCCUGGAUACCAACAGCUACAAGACCUCCUCCCAGGAGAGCAUCGACAUCAAGCUCAACAACCUCCGCCUGCGAGGGGCUGAGCACUGUGACCGCCGCUCCGACCACCAGACCAUGUCUGAGGACAACAUCUUCAACCGCCUAGGCUCCGUCAGCAAACUCACUAAACGCAGUCGAAACCGAGAGCUGAAGAAGAACAUCCCAGAAGAGUCCCGCCGACCUCACAGCGAAGCCUACAGCUGCGGCACACCCACCUUUGAAUGCAGAACACCAUCGGCUGAGGAAGGACGGAGGAAGGACGAGGGAGAGGAGGAGAUGGAGGACAAAGAAUGCAACACCAGUUUGUCUGAUUUCCCACUGUUUGUGGAGGUUUGUAAAGCUCAGAACGGGUUUAACAUCGUGACCAAAGAGUCUGAGUCUGAGAAGAAGCUUCAAACACCAGAGCUGCACAUGGACAUGGACCCGUAGACCAGGAGGGCUU
Molecule: messenger RNA, 2041 nt
Organism: Cheilinus undulatus (humphead wrasse)
Lineage: Eukaryota; Metazoa; Chordata; Actinopteri; Labriformes; Labridae
Product: potassium channel subfamily K member 10-like
Exons: 7
Coding region: 298-2028 (576 amino acids)
Biological process (GO): stabilization of membrane potential; potassium ion transmembrane transport
Cellular component (GO): membrane
Molecular function (GO): potassium ion leak channel activity
Source: RefSeq, a predicted model, not a curated record